Messenger RNA from Gracilinanus agilis (Agile Gracile Mouse Opossum), 3670 nucleotides. RefSeq names its product folliculin interacting protein 1 (gene FNIP1). The transcript has 18 exons. NCBI's taxonomy places the organism in Eukaryota, Metazoa, Chordata, Mammalia, Didelphimorphia, Didelphidae. The coding region runs from base 14 to 3670 and encodes 1218 amino acids. Gene Ontology annotation, cellular component: cytoplasm. The record is from RefSeq and is a predicted model, not a curated record. Gene Ontology annotation, molecular function: ATPase inhibitor activity; protein-folding chaperone binding.
UGGGCGGAACUAGAUGCUCCUCGGCUGCUCUCGCUGCUCCCCGAAGGGGCCCAGGUCCCGGCAGCCCCCAUCCUCAUACUCUACUUGCCACUUGCCUAGCCCUUCGGAAAGGGCCAGUCCCCCUCGGCCCCGCAGCCCUGGGCCUGGCGCGGCUGGACCUGACCGGGCCAAGAUGCCCCCGACCCUCUUCCAGAAGCUCUUCAACAAAAGGAGCGGGCUGGGCUCCCCCGGCCGGGACGCCCGGGACCCCGACUGCGUCUGCAGUUGGCCUUUGUCAGAGUUCGAUCCAAGCCAAAUUCGACUAAUCGUGUAUCAAGAUUGUGAAAGAAGAGGGAGGAAUGUCUUGUUCGAUUCUAGUACUAAAAGAAAAACUGAAGACAUAUCUGUGUCGAAACUUUGCAGUGAUGCUCAAGUAAAAGUCUUUGGGAAAUGCUGCCAACUGAAACCUGGAGGAGACAGUUCUUCUUCUUUGGAUAGUUCUAUUAAUUCUUCAGAUACAAAAGAGCAAUGUCCUAAAUACCAGGGUUCUCGGUGUUCUUCUGAUGCCAAUAUGCUUGGAGAGAUGAUGUUUGGCUCUGUAGCCAUGAGUUAUAAGGGUUCUACCCUAAAAAUUCAUCAAAUUCGUUCUCCUCCCCAGCUUAUGCUUAGCAAAGUUUUUACUGCACGUACUGGAAGUAGCAUCUAUGGAAGUCUAAACACGCUACAAGACAGUCUUGAAUUCAUUAAUCAGGACAAUAAUACAUUAAAGGCAGAUAAUAACACAAUUAUCAAUGGGCUUCUUGGAAACAUAGGUCUUUCACAGCUUUGCAGCCCUAGGCGGGCAUUCUCUGAGCAAGGCCCGCUCCGCCUGAUCAGGAGCGCCUCUUUCUUUGCAGUUCACAGCAACCCAAUGGACAUGCCUGGAAGAGAGCAGAAUGAAGACAGAGAUAGUGGCAUAGCACGCUCUGCUUCUCUUAGCAGUUUGCUUAUUACUCCAUUUCCUUCUCCAAACUCCUCACUUACCAGAAGUUGUGCUAGCAGUUACCAACGACGCUGGCGACGCAGUCAGACAACCAGUUUGGAAAAUGGGGUCUUUCCUAGGUGGUCUAUAGAAGAAAGCUUUAAUCUGUCAGAUGAAAGCUGUGGUACAAAUCCUGGAAUUGUUAGGAAAAAGAAGAUUGCAAUUGGUGUAAUUUUUUCACUUUCCAGAGAUGAAGAUGAAAAUAGCAAAUUUAAUGAAUUCUUUUUUUCACACUUUCCUCUCUUUGAAAGCCACAUGAACAAAUUGAAGAGUGCAAUAGAGCAAGCUAUGAAAAUGAGCCGGAGGUCAGCUGAUGCCAGUCAGCGCAGUUUGGCAUAUAAUCGUAUUGUUGAUGCCCUGAAUGAAUUCAGAACAACAAUUUGUAAUCUUUAUACGAUGCCCCGGAUUGGAGAACCAGUCUGGCUCACAAUGAUGUCUGGAAUUUCUGAGAAGAACCAGCUUUGCCAUCGUUUCAUGAAAGAAUUCACUUUUCUGAUGGAAAAUGCUUCCAAAAACCAAUUUUUACCAGCUCUCUUAACAGCAAUCCUGACCAAUCAUCUUGCCUGGGUCCCAACAGUCAUGCCUAAUGGACAACCACCUAUAAAAAUCUUUUUAGAAAAACAUUCCUCUCAGAGUGUGGACAUGUUGGCAAAGACACAUCCCUAUAACCCACUCUGGGCACAACUAGGAGACUUAUAUGGAGCAAUUGGCUCUCCAGUAAGGUUAGCAAGGACAGUAGUGGUUGGCAAAAGACAAGACAUGGUCCAGAGGCUGCUUUAUUUUCUUACCUAUUUCAUAAGAUGUUCUGAACUUCAAGAGACCCAUCUCCUAGAGAAUGGAGAAGAUGAAGCCAUAGUCAUGCCAGGAACGAUUAUUACCACAACCUUAGAAAAAGGGGAAGUGGAAGAAUCUGAAUAUGUGCUUAUCACAAUGCACAGGAACAAAAGCAGUUUGCUCUUUAGAGAUUCAGAAGAAACAGGGGCUCCUCAUUGUGACUGUAAAUAUUGCAAAUGCCCACUUGUACAAAAUGUAGAGAGUGUUUCACAACAAGAGAAAGAUGUUCAAGACACUUCUCAGCAACUGCUGGAAACUUCUUCAGAUGAGUGCAGGAUAAUUUCUCCUUCUGGCUGCCAAGAAAAUGCUGUUGACAUUAAACAGUGCAGAGAUAAAUUGAGAACCUGCCUUGACACCAAGUUAGAGACUGUAGUUUGCACAGGAUCUGCUCCAGCAGACAAAUGUGUGUUGGCAGACUCAGGACUGGAGCCAGCAAUAGAAACCUGGAGAAGUGUGGAAUCCCUGGACUCAGGCAGCCAGUCAGGGAAAGGGAUGAGAUCAACAGGCAUAGCUGUGGAAAAGAAACCACCAGAUAAGCUCAUACCUACCACAUUUUCUUGUGAUGCUUCACAGACAAAGGUCACGUUUCUUAUUGGGGAUUCCAUGUCACCUGAUUCAGACACAGAAAUCAGAAGUCAGGCUGUUGUGGAUCAAAUCAUAAGGCAUCACAUGAAACCAACAAAGGAGAGAAGAAUGACUGUUACUGAGCAUCAUGAAUCUAAGCUUGUGGUUGAGGACCAAAUCAGAGAUCGUGGAGUACAUGAAGUAUUUCCCAGAGUUGCCAGCGCACCUCCAAAUUGGAAUCAUUCAAAUCUGGAGAACAUGAGUUUAUUUGAUGAAUAUUUUAAUGAUGACUCAAUUGAAACCAGGACUAUUGAUGACGUUCCAGUUAAAACAAGCACACACGUUUUAGAACACCAGAGCAAUGUGUUAGAUUUUUCUAAAAAACUAUGUUCCAAGAAUAACAAACAACCACCCAGUGAAUUUUGUACAUUUGUGGAAUCUGUGCACCAGGAUUCAUGUAAAACCUGCUUUCCAAAGCAGGACCAAAGAGAUACAAAGUCUGUUCAUAUCCCCCAUGGGGACAAAGAGAACUCGGAGAGAAAAAUUGCUGUAGGAACUGAAUGGGACAUUCCAAGAAAUGAAAGUUCAGAUAGUGCUCUUGGUGACAGUGAGAGUGAAGAUGCUGGUCAUGAUAUGACUAGACAGAGCAAUAACUAUUUUGGAGGAGACCGAGAAGACUGGACAGAAGAGGAUGAAAUACCUUUUCCGGGGUCAAAACUAAUUGAAGUGAGCUCUGUCAAACCCAGCAUUGCCAAUUUUGGAAGGUCCUUGCUAGGUGGCUACUGUUCAUCUUAUGUACCUGAUUUUGUUUUGCAAGGAAUAGGAAAUGAUGAGAAACUUCGGCAGUGUUUAAUGUCAGAUUUGUCCCAUGCUGUGCAGCAUCCAGUGUUGGAUGAGCCCAUAGCAGAAGCUGUUUGUAUUAUUGCAGACAUGGAUAAGUGGACUGUACAAGUGGCCAGUAGUCAGAGACGAAUAACAGAUAAUAAGCUGGGAAAGGAAGUUUUAGUUUCUAGUCUUGUCUCCAACUUGCUUCAUUCCACUCUACAGCUUUACAAGCAUAAUUUAUCUCCAAAUUUUUGUGUCAUGCACUUGGAAGAUCGGCUACAGGAACUCUACUUCAAAAGCAAAAUGCUCUCUGAGUAUCUGAAGGGACAGAUGCGAGUCCAUGUCAAAGAGCUGGGCCUGGUGCUAGGGAUUGAAUCCAGUGACCUCCCUCUUCUGGCAGCUGUAGCAAGCACUCACUCUCCAUAUGUUGCCCAGAUACUCCUUUGA